UUCGUUCACAGGUGAACUGAUAUCACACAUUUAUCCGUGGAAGUGAAACAGGCAAACUGGAUUUUUUCCCCAACUUCACAGUUCAUGGUUUUCUUCAGCACGGCACGCGUGUACGCAUGGUUUACUCUUGACUGAUACAGGGUGAAUAGCAACACCCAGCUAUCUUGACAUACCAGAUAUGAAAGACGGGUGGAUGAAUACAGUGGCUUUUGAAAUAUUUUCGGUAUAGCCAGGUCAGAAAAAUUUAUUCUCCGGGUGACGGAGGACGCUAAUGGUGGGUGCGCACAGUACGCGGGUCUAGGUCGUGUCGAAGUCAAAGUCUGCAUGGUUCAAUGUCGCUGUCAUAAACUACGACUUUCUGGAUCUCGGGAAAAGGUGUGUAAACCUGUGAAAACGUGCACCUGUGGUUUCAAAGGGUUUAAUCCAGAAAAGUUGAGCUUGAACUCUGUGCACAUAAAGUUGUGUGUCAGCGGCUCGAUCACCUGUGGUGCCGCUGUACGACAGCUAUAGACUUAAGGACUCGGUUCACUCAGGCGAUACCUGUAUAGGCCUAUUUAACCCAUCCCGAUAUACCCGGAUCGUAUCUUGAUCCAGUUUAUGGAACCGUUAUAUACAGAAAAGACAUCACCCGGGAUGUGGUGAUACUAUCGGCUGGACAGGUGUGUAUACUGUCGUGAUUACUAGUCAAUGACAUCGGCAGUGUAGCCAUUGAAGCAGUUUUAACGACCAGACUGAAUAACGCUACAUUUACAGAGGAGUUAAUCAUCAUUUUGAAUUCUACAAAGGCGACAACUUUGGAGUGGGGAAUCUGGACUGGGGACACUGGAUGUAUCCAGCCGCGUGGAUGGCUGUGGUUUUGUGGAGGGCUCUGUUACUGUGACUUGCCUGAGGACUGUAUAGAAGUAACCUGGGACAAUUUAUUCAGCAGAGGAGUGAAUUCAAAUGAGGACACUAGAUAAUUAAUUCUGCAGGCUACCAUUACAUACUCAAGGGUAUUUUUCUACUUGGACUCCUGGGAAAGUUCAUGUGUCCACCAUGUUCUUCGCAACGCUGUUGUUGAUAGACUUCUUACUCUUCAAAACGACAAACGGUCAAGGCUGUUCCUAUCAUGGUAAUUCGUUUCCUAGGGUCAGCGAGACUGAUCCCGCCGGCUCCGUGCUGGUACAGUUUGAGGUGACUCUUCCUCAGGAGGUGUGGUCAAUUGACCAUGCUGUCCUUAACGGUUAUGUUGACCUCAGGAGACAGAAUGACACCAUCGAGCUGGUCACCCUGAAGCCGCUGGACCUCGAGGAGAUGAAUAAUGCGAGUUCUUCAGUGGGAACACGGUUGAAGAUUACAUUGUCUUGUGUGUACGACAAUCGACCCUUUGUGAAGCAAGAUCUGAACAUUCUGAUCACAGCAAUCAAUGAGUUCGAUCCUUACUUCAUCGGAGCCCCGUAUUACCAUGAUGUUGAAGAGAACACAGCCUUGCAGACGACAGUUUUCACUUUGAGCGGGAAAGCGGAUGAUGCCGACUUCCUGCCCUCACAACAGCCCAUCUCGCAGUUCAGGCUUCACGGAAUAUACCCGCAGGUGCCCGACGUAUUCUUCGCCAUGACAGGGACGAUAAACGGUGUGAUCACUACACAGAAACUGCUGGAUUACGAAGCCCUCUUAAACCAGGGUUUAACCACAUUUGUCCUGAACGUGUCCGCAGAGGAUAACGGUGACCCUGGGCCCCGCUCUUCCUUUACAACCAUCACUGUGAAUGUGAAAGAUGUGGACGAUGAAAGCCCGGCUUUCGUGUAUGACUGUCAGUGUACCGCAUCAGACUGCCCACCCAAGAUAAAGGGAUUGUGUCAAGUGCCGGCUUAUUACACAACUAUCACACCGACACAUACAGGAGACCUUUUGAAAAUCCAACCUAGUCCUAUCUUCGCAGUUGACGGUGACAUGCUGAAUUACACUAUAACCUACAGUAUAGUAGCUGGGAGUCUGCGGAACCAUUCCGAGUAUUUCACGAUUGACAGUCAGACGGGUGUGGUGACCCAGGUACGGGAGAUGGAUGACCUAAAUGUGGAUAACUUCGUUCUCACUAUACAGGCCACAGAAGCCUCUACUGCUCAGAGGCAAGCGAUCCGAGGCCUAACCAUAUCUGUGUCGGGCAGGACAGCGGAGCCACCUCACACUACGGACAAACCGCCAGCUGUUCAAACCAGUCCGCCCAGGAACACCACAGAACCUGCACAAGAAUCCACCAAAGAUGACAGUGGUGGCUCUAUAGCACUUUGGGUUCUUUUGGUGGCCAUCGGCAGUUGUCUUUUACUAGGUCUUCUUAUUGCUCUUGGUGUUUACAUUUUUUUGCGGAAACGCCACAAGACUAAUCCGGAUGAUACACAAUCGAGUGGACCAAGUAAUGUGUCAACAGAAGAGGAGAUUUUGGACGCCUAUGCUUCUGAGACGCAAGAGAGUAAGUGGAACCACAAUGGGCUAGAUCUUUCGGUCAGGAGUGCAUAUGGCCCACAAACCAACAGCACCUUCCUCAACGGCACUUCCCGUAAAGACAGCUACAUCAACAGCCAAAUGACCAAUCAUGGAAACCUAGGCCAACAGCGCCAUUUUGAUUUGGCGGUCCCUCUCCCGGGUUCUGGUAAGUUACCUCCCCUGAACAAAGCUGACAUGGUGGACACGUCUACGGAAACGGAAGAAACAGACGUACGGAAACUGAAGAGAAAACCUCGCAAACGACGUGACAAAUCCCAAGAUGAAGAAAUUUACGACGGUACACGCACCUACGAAAUGGAGGCAGAUCCCAGCUUCUUCACUACUGUCCCCAAAAACAAGGUCAAGCGAAACAGAAGAAGUUUCAACUUUAAACCCGCUCCUGAUCAUUGGAUAACAGUGCCUAAUGAAUAUUAAAAACAUGUUUCCGUGAGACUUUUCGGAUUUAGGGUGCAUUUGGACAACCUGCAAGGAUCGCGGACAUAUGGCAACAAUCUGCUCACAGCUGGCUAGGCUGGAUAGAGGUUCAACCUGUGUUCAUGGCUUACGAAUGUUUUUUUUUUUUUUUUGGUCUGACAUAUUUGAGACUUAAAAACAUCCUUUUUGUCGGCUGCAGAAUAUUUCGUUUGGCUACAUACUUGCUGUGUCUAUCGGUAAUAUUGAUAGAUAUUUGACAGAUAUUUCUUCCGUUGGAAUGUCACUCAGUAAGGAAAAAAAAACGUUUGGGCAUGGAUCCGUGCAUGAUUUGUUCUGUAAUUAGCUAGAUUGUGUUUGCGUGUGGACUUUAUUCAGAGAUGAGUGCAGAAAUUCCUUCCGUUUACUUCUGCAACAUAUUGACUACACUCUUGUUACUUUCUGUGUGUGCUUCCUUUGAUACAAACCUUUCCAAGGUGCACCUUAUCCUGAAAUGAAUUAUGAGCUUAUUUAUUAUUUUCUUAUUUUUUAUUUGAAUCAUGAUGUUUUAAACAAGGGUUAUAGAAUCCUGUGCUCUUUAUAAUCCUAUGAGAGGAAAAUGUCAAAGAAGUUUCACACCAAGCAGACCACCCGUGUGUUAUGUACCUAGUUCCUGACAGUAAUCACCACUAUACAGAAAGUGCCCCAGAUAUUGUGACAAUUGUGAAGUGUGUCAUAUCAAAGAAGUGUCCCUAUCACAGAAAGUGCGUGAUAUCAGAGAAAGGAUAUCAAAUCAGUGAUAAGAACAGAGAGAGGGCCCAUCUCGCAUCAUUUCCCGAAGAAAUAUCAUCUAAAAUUUUCGAGUAUACCAUUUCGGGGCUGCACAUGAGUAAACCUGAUAGACAAGAACGGUAUGGGUUUGAUGACUCUGAGACGUUCAAAAACGGAUUAUUCUUCCGUUCAGAUGAUCUCGGUUGCUUGUGAGUAGACUCGUCUUAAACGACGUGUGCGAAUAAUCAGCACGUGAAACCUGUUGAUGCACCAGGUCAUUCAAAGAUCCAAGAAAAUGUGCAGCAGUAGAUAGAUGCCACGUGUCUAAGAUCGCUGUAAAGACGAUGGCAACAUUUAUAACGCGUUGCAGACUGUUAAAAGCACAUUUUUGCAAGUGUUUGAGUCCUAUCAAAAAGCAUUGUACCGCGUCCAGACAGAUUUUAUAAUUCAGUAGUGUAGAUAAUAGAAACAUGCACGAACUUCCAUCACAUCAAAUGUCAUCAGGCCAACGGGCAACUUUCGCCCGAAUGACACUACUUUAUAUGUACGGCGAAGGUGUCCAACUGACCAAGCUGUACUUUUGGCGACAAUCGCGUUGCCUAGCUUUCCUUUGAUAACUACGAAACCCAAGGCUUCAGGGAUGUAGCUCUCAUACUGUCAUGUAGCAUUCAUUAUUUCGUUUUUGAUGAACUAAGAGUUUGUUGAAGCGGAUUUAUUGCUUCUUCGCAAAUCAUAGUCAUUAUAUAACUAAGCCAUGCGCUGGUUUGUACCUGGUUACAUAUAUCAGAUUUCCAGUAUAACUUUUUCAGAUGACGUUGUGUCGACGUCACAAGUUGGUUACCGUGACGGACUUCGUAGUAUCCCUUCGCAAGCGCUGACUGUGAUAUGUACAGCACUGUUUUCUAUAAACUGUUUUCGCCAUUCCAUAAUACCCAAUACGUUUCUUAUUCAAUUACCAUUUGUACGUAGUUAAUAAGACCUAUAGCUUGCAAUGUAAAAUGAGACAUUAUUGUCUAAGCGACAAUAUCAUAGUAUGCUUGACCUUAGCCUGUUUAUAUGCAAGUGCCUUUGUGCUACGGACAGAACCAGCCGGCUGUCGAGUGUAUAUUGGUUGACAGAAUUGAUCAGGAUUUGUUGGUUGUUUCGUUAACAUAGGUUUUCCCUUUUGUUUAACAAUAUCUUAAUAAACUACAGCCUGAAGUAUGGUCAAAUUUUUACUUCUUCCCAUAUGUUUAAAUAGCCGCCUUGUUAAUAUUUGAAAUAUAUUAGCCCAUUGUUCAUAAUAAUUGUGUUAUCGAGGUUCAUAUACAUGUAACUAUAAUGUCAUAUUUAUCUACAAACCAGUCAACUUACAUUGAAACAAUUGUGAGUGUACUCGCCAGCUCCACGUGCACAUUGUGACGCCAUGAACGAGAUUUCAAGGUCCAAAUAAAAACAACAUGCGAACAAAAUGGUGCAAUUAUAACAACGACGACAGUCGUAUCUUUGACGCGUGAACAAACACAUGCUUGAUGCGAUGAAUGAUGUUAUAUAUUGCGUGGUGUUUAAAUGCAAAUAGAUUCCUAUGUGGUGCACCGAAUAAUAACGACACAUAUUCGUGACAGGUUUUUUUUCGUGUUGUUUUGGUCAACGCUGUAAGCUUUGCAUCCAAAGUACGUACUCUCGUACAAAGCAAACAAUUGAAGGUUGUGGGGCCGAAGCCGGGUGGGGUAGGAAAGAUACAACCGAAGUUGCGCAGUCGAGUCAUUUUAUAUAUGGUGCUUUGAACUGUUGAUUGUGAAACGUUCACUUUGUAUACAUUUUUGACAAUCACAAGUAAUGAUAAUAAA
Molecule: messenger RNA, 5474 nt
Organism: Liolophura sinensis
Lineage: Eukaryota; Metazoa; Mollusca; Polyplacophora; Chitonida; Chitonidae
Product: cadherin-89D-like
Exons: 13
Coding region: 1036-2898 (620 amino acids)
Biological process (GO): homophilic cell-cell adhesion
Cellular component (GO): plasma membrane
Molecular function (GO): calcium ion binding
Source: RefSeq, a predicted model, not a curated record